AUGGGUGUUGGGUGCAGCGAAUGGGAAAAGGAAAAGAAUGAGAGGAGGUGUAACCAAUGCCUUUCGUGCGGCAGCGCGGUUGAAGCGUUCAUUGCAGCUUUACGAAAUGUUGCCAGCGCAGGGAAAUAA
Messenger RNA from Trypanosoma brucei brucei TREU927, 129 nucleotides. RefSeq lists its product as hypothetical. The record is from RefSeq and is a predicted model, not a curated record. The coding region runs from base 1 to 129 and encodes 42 amino acids. The transcript has a single exon. Lineage: Eukaryota; Euglenozoa; Kinetoplastea; Trypanosomatida; Trypanosomatidae.